This is a messenger RNA of Bursaphelenchus xylophilus (pine wood nematode), 1925 nucleotides long. The record is from the annotation of a GenBank genome assembly. Lineage: Eukaryota; Metazoa; Nematoda; Chromadorea; Rhabditida; Aphelenchoididae.
AUGAAGCUCUGUUUCUGGAUUCUACUGACCUUGACUUCUCAGUAUUUGGUUGACUCUGCUAUAACAUUGCUCGUAAAGGAUUACGGCGUUGAAACACUGGGUAAGCCGAGCCUAGAGCAAAGUUGCAGCCAAAACCACUUCCUCUUGUAGCGACCCUCUCUUUUGGCUCCAACGCUGAAGAGCAUUCUCUUGAAGUUUUGCUGAAUUCGCCCGAAAUCGCGUUGAUUGACCAGCAGUGCACAAACACCUAUGGAGUUUGCAAAGAGCAUUGUAAAAACGGUAUGUCCAUCAAACACACAUAGUGCACGAAUUUAGAUGUGUUUUGUAGGCUCUACUGCAGCCCAAUGUGUUGUAUACCCCCGGAAGUCCGCAAAAAGCGAUGUGAGGAGGAUGAGGUGCAUCGUGAAGGCUUUUCUCACAACACAAGCACGCUCAAAAUUCUUCGCGAAUAUUGGAAAUCGCCAUACGAUUUGGCGGUUGGUGUCUGGGUGGAGGACCAAGUGCGUUUAAAGGAGUCGGACACGGAUAUUGGCAGGACAAAGUUCGCGUUGAAGGUGGUUAGUGCCCUUUAUCGCGAUGAAUUGAUCGCUAGCAUAUAGUGAGUUGCAUUUUGCGAGGAAAAAUUCAUGGCUAUUUCUACAAAACAAGGGCCUAAAUUUUGAAGGGUAUGUUCACAAGGUACUGUGUGAUAGGGGGAAUGUCCAAUGUGCAACGCUCAGAUUUUAAUAAAGCCUAGGAGAGCCGGGCAUACUCUCUUGUUGCCAGAGAUUGUUGAAUAUCUCCGCUGCAUCUGUGAAUCUCGAGCCCAAGCUUUCUGAAGCCAAUACUAGUCGCGGAAAAAAGUCCUGGGAAUUUCUCGCGGCCGUCGCGCUCCGAAAAGUUGAUUUGUCGCUGCGAAACACGGGAAUCGCGCGCCACAAUAAGCCAAAAUCAACAAAAUUGCACUGUGCAAAAGCACUUUUCGUGUUCAUGCACAGUGCAGAGUCGCAGAAAAUUCCCAGGACUUUUUUCCGCGACUAGUAUGCAGUUACGGCAUUUUUCAGCGGCGAGCUUGGGUUUGGAAGGCAUCCAGAAAAGAGAAACCUCCUUCUUACGAUGCUCGACAGAGGCAUUAUCAAACAGCCCGUUCUCAGCAUGGUAUAUCGUCGCAAUGCCGACGCGAAAUACAUUUUCGGCGAAUUUAACGAAGAAUUCUGCCAUUCACAGCGACACGCUGUUGAUGCUGUUGGGUCGCACGAAUGGAUGUUUGACGCAAAUGCAGCCGAGUUUUUUGAUUACAAAUCUUCGGGACGUCCGUUUCGGAUCAUUCUGAGAUCCACCGGCUUUGUUCAUAUGCCACGGAAUGUUCUCGCUUCAUUUUUGGAAGCACAACUUCUUCACGUCGACGAGAGGGACUACAAUUAUUACAUACUCAACGACAGUGUUCCACACGACAAUUUUGCUUUUUCUUUUAACGCGACAAACAAUUUGCGCUUGACGUUCAGUUUGAAGUCAGUCGAUGUUGUUGUUAGGCCUUUUUUUGCGGGAAGAUACGUUUUUCAAAUGGCAUCACUGGAUCCGAAUCCGGACAAUGUGGAAUGGAUUAUCGGAAGGCCCUUGUUUUUGCAUUAUUGCACAUUUCUUGAUUACAAAAACAACAAAAUAUGGUUCUCGCAGCACAGAUAGUCAUGCUAUGGCAGUAUUUUACAUUGAUGACAAAUUUAUACCCUAUUAUAAAGUAAGGAAAUGCGGUCUGAAUAAAGCCGAAUUUUGGAGUCUGAUUUGAUUACUAAUUUAAGUUCGUCUCAAGCCUUGAGGCUUUGAAUUUUGCCCCAAUUUACAAGCCGUUGGCAAUCAUGGCUCUUCUGCACCUCGUUGUGUUCGCAAUGCCGACAACAUGGAGUGGACUUUGGGCCGGUGGAGUAUUGUGUGGCCUUGGAUUAUGA